UUUUAAGGUAAUGACUACAAUUCUUUUACAAUCAACAAGGCAUUUGUGAAACUCUGAGAAAUCCCUCCAAGGGAAAAGUGCACGGGAAGAAUCCUUCCGGCCGUUUCCUUGACGGAGAUGUAGCAACGUUCUCUUGCGACAAUGGUUAUGACUUGUUUGGUAAAAAGAGAAUUCGUUGCGUUGGCAAGAAAUGGGACUCCACCGUACCUCAAUGUAAAGCUCGUUGCAGAGUUUCAAGAAGACCCGUUAACGGUUAUGUCAAAAUAGGCCCAAAAAACAUAGGGGAAAUGAUUAAGCAUGGCGAAAAUAUCACCUACGGUUGCUUGGACUCUUACACCAUUGAGGGAAGUAGUGCUCAAAUAUGUGACAAUGGUCGAUUGACAAAUGCUGUUCCUAAAUGCAAAGAUUAUUCUCAAUGUGGUGCAAGCCCAAUACGGCUUCGAGCACGAACACGACGAAUGGUUGGUGGUAAAAACUCAAAAAAAGGGUGGUGGCCCUGGAUGAUUGGACUACGCAGACUGAACAGCAAAAUGGAAAAUGUACUUAUCUGUGGAGGUGCUCUGAUUUCUCGUCGCUGGGUUCUGACAGCUGCACAUUGUUUUUACCACCAAAAUUUUCUGGGGGCUCGUGUUCUCGACGAUUUAUCCAAUAAGUACCACGUGACAGUGGGUGACCACCACUUGCAGAGAGUUGAAAAGUCUCAGAUGGAAGUGGAGGUGGAGAAGAUAUUUGUUCAUCGAGAUUACAUUGAUACCAAGCUCACAAAUAACAUCGCUCUUGUGAAACUUCACCAAAAAGUGGAACUUGGUCGCUUUGUACAGACAUUGUGUAUUCCGGAAAAGGAUGAUGGUGAUUCGGCAAUCCCUAGAAAAUUCGGCAUAGCAACAGGUUGGGGUGUAACACAGGCCUUGAAACUUGGAGAAAAUCCCAAAGAAGAAAAACGCUACUCAGCCCGUCUUCAAUACUCAGCCUUCACAAUUCAAAGCGACCAACUCUGCGCUAACAAGUCAGUGCCGUACUUUUUUAACUCUACGGUGACGUUCUGUGCUGGGGAUGGAAAGGGAGGAAAUGAUACUUGCCAUGGCGACAGUGGAGGAGCUUUCGUCCGUGAGGUAAAAAGAGGAGACAACUUCCGUUGGGUGGCUUCUGGGCUGGUCAGCUGGGGAGUGGGCUGCGCACAAAAGGAUCAGUACGGAUACUAUACCAGGGUGUAUCCAUUUAUUGAUUGGAUAAAGAAAACUAUGAGAGAUAACUCUUAGGAAGAUAAUUUGGCUUUGUUACAACUAGCGCUGCAUACUUGAGAUGAAUGUUAAAAGCUUUUUAUUUCUUUUCUUUGCAAAAGUAUCUUAACAGAGCCCUAUUUUAAGUCAAACGAGGAGAAUGUUAACUACUUCUAAAUUCAUGAAUUAUGUUAACAGAAUUCAUGCAUUAAAGAUGUCUGAAUAAGCCUUAGACGAAAUAAUCAAGUGUGGGAUAGACUAGACUCGCUUACUGGCCUACUAGCGCAAUAUGUAAUUUUUUUGGGAAAUGAAUACCUUGAUGUUAAGGAAGAGAGCUCUUUAAAGAUUGUGCAUGGUGUUUGGUCGCCCAAUAAAAGCAGCAUGCAGAGACUUUUUAGCUUU
Molecule: messenger RNA, 1622 nt
Organism: Stylophora pistillata
Lineage: Eukaryota; Metazoa; Cnidaria; Anthozoa; Scleractinia; Pocilloporidae
Product: sushi, von Willebrand factor type A, EGF and pentraxin domain-containing protein 1-like
Biological process (GO): proteolysis
Molecular function (GO): serine-type endopeptidase activity
Source: RefSeq, a predicted model, not a curated record